UGAAAGGGUAUUGUACUGCUGGAGCAGACAGGGAGACUCUUAUGGGACGUAGGUGACAAUUAACAGAGUGGAUCCCCUAGCAUGAGGGUUUGGUUUGGGAUACUUACAUCACACAAGUAAAGAUUUAAGGGAGAGGGGAGGGUGAGUUGCCGCAGGCUGUCAGCAUUAGCUAAGUGGUUGCCUUGUCUCUGCAGAGCGAUGAUGUCCUAAUAAAGCUGCACAUGACCUGGGCAUCUUCGUCCCAUAUGGAGCACAUGGCUUCGGAUGUACAAAAGACAGCUCCAUGCCAGGGUCUAGUCACCCUAGCUGCUGUAUCCUCAUCAGACAAUCUGAGCACCCAGAGGUCUGAGAGUCCAGCACCUACACUGACUCAAGGGACAGAACCGGGAGCCAGUCAGGAUGAAGCUAUGUUUGUGCAUGCCCAGUCCUAUGAGGAUCUCACAGGAGAAGUGGAUGUCUCAGGUCCUGGAACCCCCGGGGCAGAGGAUGACGUGGAACCCUGCAGCAUGGAGCAGAUCAGUCGAGACUUCAGCAACCUCAGCACUCAUCUGAGUGUCACCUCUUCACAGGGUGAAGAACAGUGCAGGGAAUCGGUCUCUGACCUGGGCCGGAGAGAUUCUGCCCGUUCCUUUAGUUGUGGGGAUGAGAGUGAUUUGGGAACAAGGGCCCUGGAUGACUGGUACCAGCACCAGAAACACGUCUUUGUGUUGAGUGAAGCGGGGAAGCCUGUGUACUCCCGUUACCAGUCUGAGGAAGCCCUGUCCAGCACUGCCGGCGUCAUGAUGGCGCUAGUAUCUUUCUUAGAGACAGACAAGAAUGCAAUACGAUCCAUCCAUGCAGAUGGAUACAAGGUGGUAUUUGUGAGACGGACCCCUUUGGUGCUUGUAUCGGUGUCUCACACUAGACAGUCAGAACAAGAGAUCGCUCAGGAGCUUCUUUAUGUUUAUUACCAAAUACUCAGCCUUCUGACAGGGACGCAGCUUCAUCACCUUUUCCAGCAGAGGCCUAGUUACGAUCUACGGCGAUUGCUCUCUGGUUCAGAACGUAUUACUGAUAGCCUGCUUGACUUGAUGGACACAGACCCAAGCUUCCUCUUGGGAGCAGUUCGGUGCCUACCUCUUGCCCCAGCGGUGAGAGACACUAUCAGCUCUUGUCUUCAGCAGGCCAAGGCCAAAAGCUUGGUAUUUUCCAUUCUGAUGGCUAAGAACCAGCUGGUUAGUCUGGUUAGGCAAAAGGAGCAGUUCCUACACCCUAUUGACCUUCACCUACUAUUUAACCUGGUAACUUCCUCAAGCUCUUUCAAGGAAGGUGAGGCCUGGACCCCCAUCUGCCUCCCCAAAUUCAAUCCAUCAGGCUUUUUUCAUGCUCACAUCUCUUACCUGAGCCAGAACCCAGAGCUUUGUCUUGUGCUGGUUUCAACAGAUCGGGAGGACUUCUUCACAGUCUCUGACUGCAAAAGACGUGUAGUGGAACGGCUUGAAAAGCGUGGGGGCUGGGGGCCCCUGCGGGAGGCACUAGAGAGCCCUUUCUAUAAUGUAGCCCAAGUUGGAGUACCUGAGCUUAGGCAUUUCUUAUAUAAAUCUAAAAGCUCUGGUCUCUAUACCAGUCCAGCGAUGGAUGCCCCCUAUGAUACAGAUCAAGAGAUGAGGCGACUUGUGUCUCUCUACCAGUAUCUACACAGUAAGGCACAUUGCAGCUCCCGUCCACUCACCACCAUCUAUCACAUGGGACUGCAGGAGAAUAUUUUGGCCUGGGUCACAGAAGCAUUUGAACUCUAUGUAUGUUUUAGUCCUUUGGGAACCAAAUCAUCAGCUGUGAGUGGUAUUUCCCGCCUCCUGCGCUGGAUUCGUAAGGAAGAGGAGCGGCUGUUUAUUCUAAGUUCCCCCACCUACUAAAUUCCACUGCCCUAACAUUAAUGAAUAGAGUCCCUUCUAACGUAACAGCAAACCAAUCUUUAAGGUCCUCUAUUUUUAACUCCUAUUUCAAUAUAAUUUACUAGAAUCCUUAACUAGUGGUCCAGUGACAUAUGAGAGUCCUGAUUAAAUAAAAUCUUUUAUAUCAUCAAAGUACUAGACCCCUUGUGCCCAGUGGCAGUUCUAGAAACCUUAUUAUGGGGGGGGGGGCAAACACUUUUUGGUGGAGAUACGGUUGUUUCACAGAUGGGGAGAGGGUGGGUGAAGGUAUAGUUACGUGUGUUCCAUGUGCAGGGCCAGGGCUGGGGAAGGUGCAGUCACAGGUGUUCUGAGGGCAGAGCCAGGUGGUCUGGGGGUGGGUUUAGGCAGUUGUUAGACGUGGCGUUCCUUAAAGGACAAGGGCAGGGAGUAGUCAAUUCCAUGUUUUUACGCCUCCUCAGCCCAAUGGAGGUGCAGAAUAGAAUAUUGGGGUUGCUUUGCACCCCUUGCUCCUCCCGCAAAACCACCACUGUUUAUUCCCUAACACCAUUGAAUAGAGUCUCUAUAUCUUCAUAUUCUACCUUCUAAACAUCUUCUCUCAAUAGGUGAAAAACUACACACACUGAAAUAAUCACCACAUCAUGAGUGAGUCAUUACUUCCAUGCGAAAUAGUAGAACCACUAAAAAAAUGAAAGUUCUCUGCCCCAAAACUAGUGAUGAGAAGUUUGCUUAGGUAGUAUUUCCCCCUUAACCAUAAAGAAGAUACAUCAUCUACCAUUAUUGCAAAGGCUUAAAGGGACAUGAAAUCUCAAUUUUUCCCCCCGUAUGAUUCAGAUAGAGAAAGCAAUUUUAAAUAACUUUCCAAAGUACUUCUAUUAUUUAAUGGAUUCAUUCUCUUGGUAUCCUUUGUUGAAGAAUCAGCAGAGCACUACUGGGAACUAGCUGAAAACAUUGGGUGAGCCAAUAACAUUAGUCAUAUUUGUGCAGCCACCAUUUGAAUAAAGGACACCAAGAGAACAAAACAAAUUAGAUAAUAGAAGUAAAACCAUAUGGUCUAUCUGAAUCAUAAAAGAACAAUUUUGAGUUUCAUGUCCCUUUACAUCUCAACCUACAUUUAAACUCCACUCAAAACCUCUUAUACAAGUCCUGUCCAUUGACUUCCCAAGUCCCCCCAUCAUUGAGCAGUACCUUAGUCAACACUUUUAUUACUCCCCAACUGAAAAGGCUGCUUGUGUAACUAAGGGGAACAUCUAACUACUGUAACAUUAUGUCAUGAACAUGUAAAACUGCCCCAGCUUCACAAAAUGCUUAUUUAUUAGAAUCCUCCAACUAGUAAACAACCCUGUUCCAACCUCACUUAUAAACCAAUAUCUCUGAGAAUGUUCCCAAAAGACCCCUCCAUCUUGAUAUCACCAAGAUCUUCACCAAGUAACAGAUUGUUCCAUACCUGUCUAGUCGAACCAUCACUUACUGAAGCACGUUCCCCCAUCCUUAUUGCUUUUCUUCUGAUUAAAAAGACAUCUUACUAUAAAUUUCAGUACAGAGAUAUAUUUUUUCCUUACAUCCCAGUUACUUGCUCCCCCCAUAAAGAAAUAACUUGUUUGACCAUCAAGAAGAGGAUUCUACAUACGAGAAUGUCUUGAAUUAAUCAAAUCUGAAAAACAGAAAAUACAGAGAACACCAUCUAAGUGUAGUAGUUGAUAAAAAAAACACAUGCUUUUAAUUAAAGGGACACUAAAACCAAUUAUUUUUUCCUCAUGAUUCAGAUAGAGCAGCAUUUUAAGCAAUUUUCUAAUUGACUCCUAUUGUCAAUCUUUCUUCGUUCUCUUGCUAUUUUUAUUUGAAAAAGCAGAAAUGUAAGCUUAAGAGCUGGCAAAUUUUUGGUUCAGUACCUGGGUAGCACUUGCUGAUUGGUAGCUAAAUGUAGCCACCAAUCAGGAAGCAUUACCCAGGUGCUGAACCAAAAAUGAGCUUUUCAGUUACUGUUAGAAAAGGAAGUGCAGAACACUGUUAUAUUCCACACAGCCAUUGGCUGCACACUCUAGUGACCUAUUUAUAACUGUCCCUAAUUGGCCACAGCAGAGAAGGUAACCUAAGUUACAACAUGGCAGCUCCCAUUGUUUUAUAGACACUAAAACUAUACACUUAUUUUGUCAACAUUUAAACACCUAAUAAAACUUAAAAAAAAAAACACAUCUACUUGUUAUUCUCAGACUAAUCUUUUCUUUGACUGCAUCAUUCUAUCUAGCAUUUAUUUAGUGUUUGAUAUCCUUUUAAUAGCAAAUCUUUAUACAAUUUAUUGCGGGCCAUUAGGAAGAUAUAUUCAUAUACACUACAUGGGUUAACUCCAAUGCACUUAUCUAUUAAAGCCAAAGAAAAUAGCUUAAUUUGCUAAUGGACUUCCACAUUCACAAAGGAAAUAAACCUCCCAUCUAAAAAAAAAAAAAACAGAACAAAAAAAGGAUUACUCUUUGGUAAAUCUACUUGAUUUUCUAAACUAAAAACAGUCAUUAUACUAUCAUAUAUUUGUAUCAUUUUUAUAUCCACAAUACCAAAGUUUAUUUUUAUUAUUUAAACCCACUCAAAAAAUAUUACUUCAUUAUUACAACAUAUAUUUACUGACCAAAACCUUUUCUUAAUGUAUGCAAUAAAUGUUCAUCUUUAUUUAAAACA
Molecule: messenger RNA, 4565 nt
Organism: Bombina bombina (fire-bellied toad)
Lineage: Eukaryota; Metazoa; Chordata; Amphibia; Anura; Bombinatoridae
Gene: MON1A
Product: MON1 homolog A, secretory trafficking associated
Exons: 6
Coding region: 222-1895 (557 amino acids)
Biological process (GO): protein targeting to vacuole; vesicle-mediated transport
Source: RefSeq, a predicted model, not a curated record